AUGGCAUUACAAUGCAGUGAUCACAGUUAUCCAAACAAGACAAGGCGACUGGUGCAACCUACCAAAAAAGUUAAUUGCCCAGCCCAAAUGACAUUGCGGCAGAUAGUCUACUUCCCUGAAUUUAAGAUUACUGCUGACACAAGGACAUGUUCCAAAAGAGACCAGACAUCGAAGUCCCUGCGAAAAAGGCUUGAAGAAGGUAGUGGAACGGUUGAGUUUGAUCAUUGCAUAAAGUACGAAUUUCCGUCGCCAGAUAACCACCAGAACCAUCUGGGUGGUGAGGGUGCAGGCAUUCGUCAGCCAGUGGACGAGAGAAUCAUUUGGCAAAUUCAUUUCCUCGUGAGAGAGGGAGUGUCUAGAUGUUCUGAAAUGAUGCGCCACAUUGAGAUUUAUGUAAAAAACGAACUUUUCCGUGAUGAUGAAAUGCCCAGUAUUUUGGAUCGGCGAUUUUAUCCAACUCGCAAAGACAUACAAAGUCACAUAUACCGAGCCAAAAUCCAGUGUCGACUGUCCAAAUUAGAUCAGCAUAAUUUACAUUGA
Molecule: messenger RNA, 540 nt
Organism: Lineus longissimus
Lineage: Eukaryota; Metazoa; Nemertea; Pilidiophora; Heteronemertea; Lineidae
Product: calcium-responsive transcription factor-like
Exons: 4
Coding region: 1-540 (179 amino acids)
Molecular function (GO): DNA-binding transcription factor activity
Source: RefSeq, a predicted model, not a curated record